AUGAUAAUAAAGAAAAAGAGACAAGAAGUUCAUGCGGAACAUAUACGGGAAAAGAAAAAGGUGAAAAGUGGUAGGAGCCAUACUAUCAUUAAAAUUGAGGAAGAUGUUCAAACUGUCAUUAAAACUGAGGAUGACGGCCAGCUUGAGACAAAAACAAAGGUAAAGAAAAAGGAAAAUUUAAAAGAAGAUGAUGACUGUUUAGACAAAUUAGAAUUGAAGAAGAAGAAGAAGAAAAACAAGAAAAAGAAAGUUGACUCUGAAUUACUGGAAGAAGCCCAUUCAGAAAGCUUUGCGAAUGACAUCCAGGACAGUGAACAUAAACAGUCUGAAAAAGUUCAUAAAAAACGACACAAAUAUAUUUCACAAGAAAAAGCUUUUACUGGUGACAACCAAAGAACAGAUAUUAUCCAGAAUGAUGGGGAGAGUUAUGUGAGAAGAAAGAAGAGGAAGAAAAAGAAAGAUAAGUCCAACUCCUUUUUACCACUAGCAGAUACUCAGGACAACAUCUGUGGAGUUCCUGAUAGCCCCAUUCCAUUGACUGACUUCAGUAAAAGGCAAAGAAAAAAUUUCCAGGAAACUGCAUUCACAAACAGGGAGGAAGAGGACACUACUGAGAACUCCGGAAACAUCAGAGAGACCAAGAGGAAAAAGAAGAGAUGCAAAGAUGUUUCUUCCUUAACACGUGAAGAUGAUCAGGACUCCAGUCACAGAGCUCCUGAUAAACAUCUGCCUGCACAGCAAGAAGCAAGCAAAAGAGAAGAUGUGGAUGAUGUAACUAUUGUGCAGGAAAAAAAAGGAAACUGUGAUGAAAUUAACAUAGACAAGGUGAGGAGGCAGGCUCUGCAAGAAGAAAUUGAUAGAGCAUCUGGCAAAACUAAGGUUUUCAGUCCCAAAGUGGAACAGGAUACAAAGUUUGGCCAGUGGAGCACAGCUGCUUUUCGAAGUUCUGAGGAAGAAAUGAAGUUUUUUAGAUUGAUGGGUGGCUUUAAAAAGGGCUCUGUGCCUAUCCAAAAUCCCUCAGCGACUACAAACAAACCGAACAUGGCUCUGAACAGGGAAGGGCAGGAGAAGUUACAGCAGGCUCUGAAGAUGGAAUUCGAUAAAGCAAUGGACUUGAAGCAACAUAGAGGAAUUGGUCUUGGAUUUCAACCUGCUGCCAACAAAAAAGUCUAUAUAGACAAAUAUACAACUAGAUCUAUAAAAUUUGAAGAUUAA
Charadrius vociferus (killdeer) is the source of this 1215-nucleotide messenger RNA. RefSeq names its product lysine-rich nucleolar protein 1 (gene KNOP1). The transcript has 6 exons. NCBI's taxonomy places the organism in Eukaryota, Metazoa, Chordata, Aves, Charadriiformes, Charadriidae. The record is from RefSeq and is a predicted model, not a curated record. Bases 1 to 1215 code for a protein of 404 amino acids.